Symbiodinium necroappetens is the source of this 360-nucleotide messenger RNA. The record is from the annotation of a GenBank genome assembly. Lineage: Eukaryota; Dinophyceae; Suessiales; Symbiodiniaceae.
AUGAGCGGUUUGUUCCAGGACCUUCCCACCUUCAACGAAGAUCUCCGUUUGUGGAACACUGCUUCAGUGACCGAUAUGCGUGGAAUGUUUGAGAACGCCCAGGCCUUCAAUUUGCCCAUUGGGGCAUGGGACACAUCAACGGUGAUGGACAUGAGCACGAUGUUCAAGGGAGCACGUGCCUUCGACCAGCCCAUCGGUUCCUGGAACACAUCGGCAGCAACUACCAUGAAGAGCAUGUUCUUUGGUGCUCAGGCUUUCAACCAACCAGUUGGCUCAUGGGAUACAUCUCAGGUGAAGAACAUGGCUGGAAUGUUUGACUAUGCGUAUCUGUUCAAUCAGCCCAUCGGUACCUGGAACACG